AUGCCGCUUGCCUGCCGGGACCCAGCCUUUUUUUCUGCCAUCCAUCAUCUCCUCCGUCUCCCGGCAGAUCGCCGAGUCGCCCCGUUACGUCCGUCCACCUCCGGCCCGAUAUCGACUACGACAGCUUCUGAAUCCCAUCCAACGACUUUUUAUAUCCCAAAGAAACUGAAUCUCAGCUCACAAAUGGCUAAGAAACGCGGCCGCCUCCAAGAGGCCCUCAAAUCAGCCAUCUCCCAGCAAAAACAAAAACCAUCUCAACCUCAAGGUCCCCCCUCCAAGAAACAGAAAACCUCCCAAAAUCGCCCCCAACAACAACAAUCCAAUAAACCCAAGAAAAAACACCAUCAACCCUCCCAAUCCGCCCCCAUCAUCCCCUUUACCCCAACCGACACCAUCCUCCUCCUAGGCGAAGCCGACCUCUCCUUCUCCGCCUCCCUAUCCUCCCACCACAAAUGCACCGCCCUAACCUCCACCGUCUUCGAACCCUCCCUCCCCGCCCUCCAAGAAAAAUACCCCCACGUCGACAAAAACAUCUCCCUCCUCCUAUCCCCCCCAAACGCCCACCCAAACUCCCCACCAAACAACAACAAACUCCUCUACAACAUCGACGCCACCAAACUCUCCCUCAAAUCCCAAUCCUUCUCCCGCAUAAUCUUCAACUUUCCCCACAUCGGCGGCAAGUCAAAAGAUGUCAACCGACAAGUGAGAGCGAAUCAGGAGAUGAUGGUUGGUUUUUUCCGCCGGGCUCUACUUCAUUUGGCGCCAAGGGGAAAGAUUAUCGUCACGUUGUUUGAGGGGGAGCCGUAUACCUUGUGGAAUAUCCGUGACCUGGCGCGACAUGCCGGGUUGGAGGUGGAGAGGAGUUUCAGGUUUCAGGCGGGGGCGUACCCGGGUUAUGCGCAUGCUAGGACGUUGGGGGUGGUGAGGAACAAGAAGACGGGGGAGGUGAGCGAGAGGGCUUGGAAGGGGGAGAGGAGGGAGAGCAGGAGUUUUGUUUUUGUGAGGAAGGGGGAGGGGGAGAAAGCUGGACCAGGGCAGGGGAAGAAUAGGAAGCAGGAGGGGGAGAAGCCUGGACAAGGGCAGGGGAAGAAAAGGAAGCAGGAGGAGGAGGAGAGUGAGGAAGAGGAGGAGGAGGAGGAGUUUGAGGGGUGGGGGGAAAGCGGUGAGGAGGAGGUGGAGGAGGAGGAGGAUGUUGAUGAGGAGGAUGAAGGGUCGUCCGGUGAUGAAGUCGAUGGUGAUGAAAAAGAAGAUGGAGAUGAAGCCAGUGAUGAUGAGACAGCACCAAAAGAAACCCAGGGUUAA
Molecule: messenger RNA, 1302 nt
Organism: Podospora anserina S mat+
Lineage: Eukaryota; Fungi; Ascomycota; Sordariomycetes; Sordariales; Podosporaceae
Exons: 1
Coding region: 1-1302 (433 amino acids)
Biological process (GO): rRNA base methylation
Cellular component (GO): cytoplasm
Molecular function (GO): rRNA (uridine-N3-)-methyltransferase activity
Source: RefSeq, a predicted model, not a curated record